This is a messenger RNA of Puntigrus tetrazona (Sumatra barb), 2126 nucleotides long. RefSeq names its product P2Y purinoceptor 1. The transcript has a single exon. Gene Ontology annotation, cellular component: membrane. Gene Ontology annotation, biological process: G protein-coupled receptor signaling pathway. The coding region runs from base 475 to 1464 and encodes 329 amino acids. The record is from RefSeq and is a predicted model, not a curated record. NCBI's taxonomy places the organism in Eukaryota, Metazoa, Chordata, Actinopteri, Cypriniformes, Cyprinidae. Gene Ontology annotation, molecular function: neuropeptide receptor activity.
UCAACAAUGGACUAACUAAAAACAAUAUUAAGUCAAUGAAAUAAAAUCUAGUGGCUUGAGUCAGCAGUGGUUCCGAAGUGUAAGGCUGCCCUCUCUUGUUUUCACGAGGAAAGGCAAGCAGGAAUUAGAUGCUCUGUUUUGCAAAUGUAGAAAUAGUUUCCCAUUUUGUAAGGGAUUACUGUAUGCACAUGAAUGGAAAAUACAAUAGAAAUAAAGAGGAUGUGUUUUGAUAAUAGGUGAGAUUACAUGUAUAAUACAUAGGUUAAGUGGUCUUUCGCUAUAAUCUAAAUUAGCUGAAGCUCAAAGUUCAGAGUUCAGAGUUUCAUUUAUUUCAUUUUUUUCGUGCUGCACCUUUCACGUUGAAGGUGGCGUUAGUGAAGGCGCCCACUUCCUGUGACAUGUUUUCACGUGCUAGAAUUACCGCACAUCCCCAAGCCUCCAGCGAGAAAGUCCGAUGGUCGUCUUUAAUGAACGAUGGAGUCCAAUUCUACCUGCAAAUCGGUCAAUUUUAAUUUCACGCACGCCUUCCUGCCCUCAGUCUACGUUGCCGUUUUCGUUCUCGGAGUGAUCGGCAACGGCUUGGGGCUGAAAUCUAUGUAUGACAACUGGAGCAAAAUCGGUAACGUAAAUAUAUUCGUGCUAAACCUCUGCCUCGCGGACAUUUUAUACAUUUUAACUUUGCCCUGUUUGGUGAUUUACUACGCUUCCAGCAGCAGAUGGAUAUUUGGAGAUGUUUUCUGCAAGAUUUUAAGACUGUGUUUCUGCAUCAACCUGUACGGCAGCAUCGGGUUCCUCACGUGCAUCAGCGUGUACAGAUACCUGGGCAUCGUUCACACUCUGAGGGUUAAAGGCAGAAUUGCCGCGAGACACUCCGUGGCCAUCGUCGCCCUGGUGUGGGGUUUGGUUUUCCUCCAGUGCCUGCCUGAUAUGUUCUUUGACAAAACCGACCGUAACGCAACGUCGUGUUUUGACACAACUUCGGACAAGCACAUUACGCAGUACCUGAAGUACAGCAUCGGGAGGACGGUCGUCGGGUUCGGCAUCCCUUUGUUAAUAAUGCUGUGCUGCUACGGACAUGUGGCCUUUACCUUGGUGACAAAGAAAGACAUCGAUGUCAUCUUGAAGCUGAGGUGUCUAAGGCUGGUCGUCGUCCUUACCCUGCUCUUCUCUGUUUGUUUCAUUCCUUAUCACGUUUUUAGAAACUUAAACCUUGUUACUCGAAUCUCCAAACUGGGCGACACGUGCCUGAAAUGGUACUCUAAUGUGUACAUCGCUAACCAAAUUGGUAAUGGACUGGCCUGCAUGAAUAGUGCGAUCAACCCACUGGUCUACCUCUUUAACGGUGAUAAAGUGUUGAUGAAGUGUUUCAUAAGGGACGGACGAGCCCGCCAAUCCUCUGCCGGCUCUCUUGUGGCGGACUGUACCUUGAAAAAGCCAACUCCAAACAGCAUGGCGAUGAAUUAGAGAUACAUGUUCUUUGUUGUGGGGGUGACUUUUCGUUGCGGGUUUUUUUUCAAGUGAAUAUGUAGAUCUUGUGACAGGAUAUGCUCUCGUUUCUUCUCUGAAAAACAGAAGUCGGUUUAUUGCGUUGCGUAUAGCUUGCAAUGCUUAGUUCCUGCACUGCUUAGUAAUAUUUUUUCUUUUUAUAUUUGCAUGCCUUUUUGUAAAUUCAUAAGAACACAGCUUGUUUGGUUAGAUAACGGACAUUCAUCAAUAUCACAGUAAUGAUCUAGUUUCUAAGCAACAAAGCCUUACCAAAACAAACACCUUACCUAAUGUUUUUUUAUUAGGCUACAUAUGAUAAACAGGUAAACAGUUACAAUAUACACAUUAAGAUAUUAUACACCACACAAUCUUAUAUGACUACCAUGUUGUAAAGUAAAAGAGAAUUAAAAAAAAAAACUAAAGAAAUGUUAUCUUUCCUUUGUAUGAUGAAUUUGUGUUUUGUCACGGCUUGAUGGCUAACAAAAAUCUGCUCUCUAAAAAAAAAUAAUUAUUUACUAUCACUUUAGAACAGAUUGUAAAUAUUAGGUUUUAUAUUAUAUUUAUAAUUCUUUAUAUUAUUAUUUUUUUUAACAUUGUCAAAGUAAUAAAUAUUGAGGAAACAUUUGUCAUCUUAGUCAUUG